AUGUCAUCAUGGCUCUUUGUUGCCAUGCGGCAGGAUGGACUCGAAGAUCCUCAAACUCGCAAUCCCAUCCAGAUCAACGAACUCAAAUCCCACGCCACUAGAUUUGCCCAUGCCAAACUUAGGCAGAAGCGAUUGAACGCGCUGAAAGGGAGCUUGGUUCAUUUCCCAACAACGCAUGUAUCAAAAGAACAGCGUGAAACCAAAACCCCUUCAACGCCACGACAACGUCCAUUACAACCACGGCAAUCCAAAGCUGAAACAGAAACAUCGAACAAACCCGGUGCUCUACCCUUGACAGUGCUAGACUUUGGUGAACCCAACCCUUUCUGUUCACAACACAUGCAUGAGAUCCCACCCAUUAUGCAGGACUGCCUAGAUUAUGGCUACAAUGUGCUUUACCCCACGAAUUGUCCGGCGAUACAGGGUGAAUUACUCCAGUCGACUGUAAAGUCGUGGCGCAGACACGCAAUGGAGACUCCAGUUGUUUUCUACUCCCAAGUCUCGAAUAUUGCGACCCUUUGUUUAGCCAUGGCCACUGACCCUGCAGUCAUGAGAACCUUGUCCACCAUCAGAGUUCUUUACCAAGCAAAAGCAAUAUCUUUAAUCCAAGAAGCACUUGCCCAGCUGGUUGGGCCGCCCUCCGUCGAGCUCCUAUCUUGCAUUAUGAACAUACAUGGACAAGGAACUCAAAUGUACGAAUCCUGUCCAAAUCAAUCAGUACCCGAGUCGCCCAUCUUCAAAGGAUUCAAUCUCAAACACUAUGGUAGAUUUGCACCUGCUCGGGCCCACUUUCCUGCUUUGGUACUGCUGGCUUUCCCCAUAAAGAGAGACUCGCACAGAGAUGCAGAUCUUUGUGCGGCCAAUAUCUCGUUGACAACCCCAACAUUCCCGCUCCUCUCGUCGAUAGCCGAGACGGCUGAUAUUCAGAAGGGUAUGUUUGAUCUGGCAGCAACCAAGCUCCUAUCGACUCUCGGGACCGGGUUUUACCUUCGUGACAGUGGUGUCGAUCUUGAGCUGCAUCGACUCUUAUCAGUGGCAUGUCACCUCAUUGUGGCAAUUGACGAAUUCCAGCGAGACGCACCAGGCGCUUACCCGUUGUCAAUCCUCGCGGUCAAAGCAAUCGCGCUACAACACCGCCUUUUAAGCCUUUCCACACAAUCACCAGUAUCCUUAGACCUCAGUGCUGGUGGCUUGGAGGAAUUCAUCUUUCAGAUCGUCCGCCUUGCGACCUUCAUCUUCAGCGAUUUUGUUUUCUUUCCUACAUCGGAAGCUCGGAAUGGUAGACAGCUGCUUGCGACGACCUUGAAAGAACACUUGGUCCUCGGUUUUAGAUUAUACUCCUUCCAAAUGUCUCAAUCAACCACGUUUGAGCAUCUGAUCAUCUGGUCCUUGACACUCGGCGGUGCGGCCUCCUCCAGCACGAGCAAUCGAGAAUGGUACGUUCAACGACUUUUCGAGCGCAUUUUCGCGCAACACGUCACUUGGGAUGGACUACAAACUAUCCUCCAAACGUUCUUGUACUAUGAUUAUGUACUCGACAAAUCUACCACAAAUCUCUGGGUUGAAGUGUUUCAGUCUUUACAAGCGGAAUCUACUGCUGGUCCGAGUAUCUUGAACAUCGAGCUUCUUGCUUGA
This is a messenger RNA of Exophiala bonariae, 1635 nucleotides long. RefSeq lists its product as uncharacterized. The record is from RefSeq and is a predicted model, not a curated record. Lineage: Eukaryota; Fungi; Ascomycota; Eurotiomycetes; Chaetothyriales; Herpotrichiellaceae. The coding region runs from base 1 to 1635 and encodes 544 amino acids. The transcript is spliced from 3 exons.